AUGGUCAUCUCCAAAGACGAUCCGCUGCAUCAAAUAGCGGCGCUCAAACAACUAGCAAAGCUGCUCUAUGACGGUUCGGAAACAUCGAUUCUUACUUGUCAUGCGCAGAAUGAGCUCGGUCAGCUUCUUGCAGUUCUUGGUCUUUCGGGGAAGCACUUCCUUGAAUGCUCAGAAAGUCCGGGUCCUCAGGAACAGAAGAAGUUGAAGAUAUACCAUUCUAUCCUAGUGGAUCUCAAGAGACUCCAAAGAAGUACCACCGAGAUUGACUCACCAGAGCUUAUCGAGGAUGUCCGAGCCCUGAUCAAUGACGUGACUUUUGGUCUAAGCAUUAUGAAUGCCCACAUGGUAGUAUCGUCGCAAAACAAGAUGAACCAAAUGCUACGGGACUAUAUCGUUCAUAUCGCCACCGGAAGACGAGAUGUUAAUAUUGUCGCCAACCUUUUCAAGGACGGUUCGUUCUUCGAGAAAGAAAAGGCAUGGAAGGAUCUGCAGCAAGAGCUACAGGACUUUGGCAUGACAAAGGAGCAGUCAUUUCAGGAGCACGAUUUUAUCCUCAUGACCCUUCGGAAAGCAGCACUCGAGAGCACGCUCUUGGGUAAUCUCAUUCCAAAGCCACCGGUGCCGGAAAUCCCUAUGCCUCCGUCACCUACAACAUUCACCAACUCGUCGAACGCGAUGAGCAGGUCUUCAUCCGAAUACUCAAGGUCCUCUGGUGAAUCUCUUGACACCGAAAGCUGGGAUCAUAAUUCAUUGCCGGUCGAUGAUAUCCCUGUCUCCAUAGCUGUCGAAAUCGAGGUCUCAAAUCGCCAAGUACCUCGAAGAUUACCGGGUAGGGCGCUGGAUGACUUCCCCGAAGCCAGGGAUAUAUUCAGUCCACUCGAAGGGUACGACAAUCAAAUGGUCUUCCGACCUUCAGUUAUGCCAAAGCCAGAGCCAUCUUUGAUACCGAGUAACUCUGCAGACAAAGCAACCGCCAGGUUCAGUGCCAUCCCUCCGAGACUAGAAGCUAGAGGCCGCUCUGCAUCCGAAGGCAACUUCAAUCGAUUCUCCCUAUCCGCAAUUCCACAAGUUGCAGUCAAACGGGGCAAGAGACCCAAUCUAAUGAGUCGAAUGAAAUUCAAAAUGACGAAUAACAAAGGGGAAUUGUGCUCAUUAGUCAAGAUCGGUGAUGUAUACGGAAUCAAAUGUGCACUCGACAAGGGCGCCAGUGCGAACACCGAGAAUCCUCUCGGGCAAACAGGCUUAAUCAUUGCUGCCGCCUUUGGUCACUAUGAUGUUGUCAUGCUCCUCAUGGACCACGGCGCCAAAUUGGACGCAAUGGGACAUGGCGGCGAGACUGCACUCUCUGUAGCUACCCUGCGCGGAUACAGUGAUAUCGCCGAGCUGCUGCUAGAUCGCGGCGCAGAUCCCAACGCAGCAUCUGUAUAUGGAAAGCCGGCUCUUUCGCAGGCUGCAGGAACCGGUAAUCUGGCUUUAACUAAGCUUUUACUGGACUUCGGUGCGGACCCCAAUGGCAUUACUGCCUCGGGUGAGACGGCGCUUUCAUAUGCUGCUACUUGUGAUCGCUAUCAGGUCGCACAGUUGCUGCUUCGCAGUGGUGCAAUGGUUGAUAAAACUGGCCAUGCUGGUCGGACGCCUCUUCUCAAGGCUGUUGGCAAAGGUAGCAGUCGUAUGGUCCAGUUGUUGAUGGAUCAUGGUGCAGAUCCUAAUCGACAAGAUAGCCGUCAGCAGACUCCUUUGAUACAAGCGAUGCAACAGGGAAGAUCCGAAAUCCUUGCCAUAUUUCUUAAGCAUGGAUAUGGCCCUGAUCACGGGUCUGGGUCUACUUUAGCGAUGGCUGGAGAGAUUUCGCAUAGAAUGUCGUUCUUUAGCACCUAA
This is a messenger RNA of Penicillium pulvis, 1878 nucleotides long. RefSeq names its product ankyrin repeat domain-containing protein. Gene Ontology annotation, biological process: RNA processing. The transcript is spliced from 2 exons. Bases 1 to 1878 code for a protein of 625 amino acids. Gene Ontology annotation, molecular function: RNA binding; protein binding; RNA nuclease activity. Lineage: Eukaryota; Fungi; Ascomycota; Eurotiomycetes; Eurotiales; Aspergillaceae. The record is from RefSeq and is a predicted model, not a curated record.